Microsporum canis CBS 113480 is the source of this 1245-nucleotide messenger RNA. Its product is annotated as WD repeat protein. The record is from RefSeq and is a predicted model, not a curated record. NCBI's taxonomy places the organism in Eukaryota, Fungi, Ascomycota, Eurotiomycetes, Onygenales, Arthrodermataceae. The transcript is spliced from 2 exons. Bases 1 to 1245 code for a protein of 414 amino acids. Gene Ontology annotation, molecular function: protein binding.
AUGUUUGAUACUGUCUGCAGUUACCCACUACAUGCGGAUAUCUUCACGCAGGCCAUUCACCCUACGGAGCCAAUUGUCUCUGUUGGCCUUUCGUCCGGUCAUGUCGAGACAUUCAAGUUGCCUGCCGAGCAUGAUUCGGAGUCGGGGGAGAAGAAAAACGGGCUGGGGCACAUUGACACCAUCUGGCGAACGAGAAGGCACAAGGGCAGCUGCAGGAGUUUGACCUUUGGCAUCGAUGGAGAGAUGCUUUAUUCUGCUGGCACAGAUGGCUGGGUGAAGGCUGCAAAGUCAGAGACUGGGAAGGUUGUGACCAAAUUUGCGGUUCCUAUGCCUAGAGAUAAGCCUCUUCAUGAUACUGAUAUGCCUUGUCUCUUGCAUGCGCUAUCCCCGCAAACACUCCUUUUGGCAACUGACUCCAGCGCACUUCAUAUCUUUGAUCUUCGCACUCCCUCAACGGAAGUCUCUGCUCGUCCAGAACAGACGCACUACCCUCACGAUGACUACAUAUCCUCCCUUACUCCAUUACCGCCAUCCGAGACGAGCACAUCUGGGUUCAGCAAACAGUGGGUAACGACUGGAGGAACCACAAUUGCUGUCACCGACCUCCGAAGGGGCGUGAUGGUUCGAAGCGAAGAUCAGGGCGAGGAAUUGAUCAGCUCCACAUACGUCACCGGCCUGAAAGCCGGGGGAACUAGCAAGGGAGAGAAAUUGGUAGUUGGAGGAGGCAGCGGAAUCAUAACUCUUUGGGAAAAGGGUGCAUGGGACGACCAGGAUGAGAGAAUUACAGUCGACAAGUCACCGCUUGGCGGCGAGAGCCUGGAGGUACUGGCCAAUGUCCCAGACGAGAUAAGCAAUAGUAAAGUCGUCGUUGCCGGGCUUGGUGACGGACGCCUGAAAUUCAUUCAGUUGGGUAGCAACAACGUCGUCUCCGAAACCAGACAUGACGAUAUUGAAGGCGUGGCAGGCCUUGGGUUCGACGUUUGUGGAAGGAUGGUCAGCAGCGGUGGUUCGAUAGUAAAAGUAUGGCAUGAGGCACCAGAAACAACUGGGAAGGGGAAGGAUAACUGGGCACCAUCAAAACGGCAUCUUGAAGACAGUGAUGACGAUGAUGACGAUAGUGACAAGGAGGCUGAGGCAGAGAGUGAUGAAAAUGAAAAGGAGAAGAAGAGGAGAAAGCGGAAGAGAGGCAAAGGGAAAGAUCGAACUGGCGGCCAGCACGUCAUGGCCUUUAAGGAUCUUGACUGA